Messenger RNA from Zootoca vivipara (common lizard), 2020 nucleotides. RefSeq names its product G protein-coupled receptor 132 (gene GPR132). NCBI's taxonomy places the organism in Eukaryota, Metazoa, Chordata, Lepidosauria, Squamata, Lacertidae. Gene Ontology annotation, cellular component: membrane. Gene Ontology annotation, molecular function: G protein-coupled receptor activity. Gene Ontology annotation, biological process: negative regulation of G2/M transition of mitotic cell cycle; G protein-coupled receptor signaling pathway; G1/S transition of mitotic cell cycle. The record is from RefSeq and is a predicted model, not a curated record.
AUAAAAGGCAGAAGGAACUGAGAAAGGGUGGGGACCUCCCUGGGAGGGGGAGGGCUGUUUACGUUAACUGGGGCCCCAGCCAUUUACAACUUUCUCUCGAAGGCAAGGCUUGCAGUUGGAUUCUGUGUGAGCUUUGCGAGAGGCGAUGGGGCAAGGACUGUUGCGCCAUGCAGGCGCUCUUGCUAUUGAGCUCCAGUGGGCUUCCAGAAGUGGGGCAAGACCCAGGCAAAAAGUCCAGAGAGGAGGGAAGUCAUGGCUUUGAAGCAGAUCGUGAAGCUCGCCAAGGAAGAAGAUAAAAGUCCCUACCGGAGAAGAAUGGCAGAUCAAGUUGCCGGAUUUCACCGAAAUGGCUAAAAUGACCGGAAGAAUCAGAAAUCAGGAAGAACAAAAUUACCUUCCAAAGGCCCAGAUGAAGAAGCCCAGAUGAGUAACCCCACAUGCAAUUCCACGGCCAUGCCGUACAGAGACAGCCAGAAUCUUCUGGUUGCGGUAUACAGCAUCGUCUUCAUCAUAGGCAUCCCAACCAACUGCUUAACUGCCUUCUUGACGCUCGUUCAGAUUCGCAGGGGAACCAUCACUGCCAUCUACCUCUGCGCCCUCUCCCUCUGCGAACUGAUGUACCUGUGCACCCUCCCUCUUUGGAUCGUCUACUUGCAAAACGGCCGCGAGUGGAAGAUGGGGGACCUAUCCUGCCAGGUGACCGGAUACAUCUUUUUCUGCAACAUCUACAUUAGCAUUCUCCUCCUGUGUUGUGUCUCUAUCGACCGCUAUGUGGCGGUCGUGUACGCGCUGGAAAGUAGAGGGAUACGGUCCCAGAAGGUGGCUGCGAUAGUCACCACCUCCCUCUUUGUCACGGUCGCCGUGAUCUACUGCCCCGUUUUUUUCCAGGAAGAAAUACAGGACAAGAACAGCACGAUUUGCUUUGAAACGCCUCUCAACCGCCGCUUGGCCUUUUACAACGUGGCACGGUUCUUUGUGGGCUUCCUCGUUCCGUUCACCCUGCUCCUUUUCAUGAACUACCGGAUCUUCCAAAGUAUCAAGAGCAGCUGCGGCCUCAGCCCACCCCAGAAAACUAAAGUGAAGUACCUGGCGAUUGCCAUCAUCGCCAUAUUCCUGGUCUGCUUCGCCCCUUACCAUGUUGUGCUGCUCAUAAGGUCCGGGGUCUACUUCCUCUACCCAGCGGAGAGCUGCAGUUUCGAGAGAGGCGUCUACACUAUAUCUGUGGUGUUCCUCUGCUUCUCUACCGCCAACAGUGUGGCAGACCCCUUCAUCUACGUGCUGGCUAGCGAGAACGCCAGGCGUGAAAUUUGCCGGGCUUUCGCGGCGUGUGGGAUUUCACUCUCCGUCAGCUCCAGGACGGACAGCAGCAAGGCCGACGAUUCCCAGAGGCCACCGAAGGAGAUAGGCACGUUAGGAAAUAAAGAGGACAGGUAGCGCCAACUCCUCCGUAGGACUUCUGUGUUAAAAAGCAAGUGGGUGGUGGCCGUUUUCUUCAGAAGGGAGGGAACGCCUUCAUCUUCCCCUUAUGUCACUCGGGCUGAGUAACAACUGGCCCACUUUGGAGGAUAAGCACUGGCCAGUGUAUGGUGUGGUCUCGUUUGCAUUGUGUCCAGUGAAUAGCCCUUUCAGCAAAUCCUGGCUGUUAUACAUAUCAGGAUGAUGUCAUGAUGUCGUGACUUGCAGCUGAAUCUGGGGGAUGCUUGUUGAUGCACCAACGAAAGACCCCACAGCACCGGGAGACCCUGCUGGUGAGGAAGCCGGCGUCGCUUGUGCAUGGUUUAUUAUUUAUUGACCUCUGUGCUUAAGAGGGAAGGGUUGGAAUAUAGCAGUUCAAGAGAAUGCUAAAUGCAAAGAGGAAACUAUUGCUUUACUUCUUUGGGGUAUCCUUUUUGUGUGUGUGCGCGAUAUUGGACCUUGUACAAAACCUCACAAGUUUGUAUCUUGAAUAAACGACCCACUUUUUCACUGCAUGCAUGACGUCUAAUGUUCACAACAAACGCUGCACGGAAAGCGUGUGGAU